Molecule: messenger RNA, 1569 nt
Organism: Nicotiana attenuata
Lineage: Eukaryota; Viridiplantae; Streptophyta; Magnoliopsida; Solanales; Solanaceae
Product: probable indole-3-pyruvate monooxygenase YUCCA3
Exons: 3
Coding region: 205-1494 (429 amino acids)
Molecular function (GO): NADP binding; N,N-dimethylaniline monooxygenase activity; flavin adenine dinucleotide binding
Source: RefSeq, a predicted model, not a curated record
CCCUUAUGGCCAACUUUCCCCCUAUUUAAACCUCUCUAUUCCUCUAAACCCUCUCCACACAUUUGUUUGUCAAACAACCAACUAGAGAACUUAUAUUCCUUCUUGAUCUCUUUUCUCCUCUUUGCUCUUUUGUCCCACUAAAUCUAUCCAAAAAAAAAGUAGUAGACAAAACUGAGUUAUUUGCAUUAUUUCAGGAACUUCUUUAUGAAUCAAUAUUGUAAUCCUUGUUCACCUCUAAUGGUUCAUGCACUUGAACAAGAUGAUUUCUUUACUGGUAGAUGCAUACUAGUAAAUGGUCCUGUUAUUAUUGGAGCUGGUCCGUCAGGACUAGCAGUUGGCGCUGGUCUUAAACAACAAGGGGUUCCCUUUGUAAUCUUGGACCGCGCCAACUGCAUUGCUUCCCUAUGGCAAAACAAGACAUAUGAUCGCCUUAAACUUCACCUCCCGCGACAAUUCUGUGAAUUGCCUUACUUCCCAUUUCCAGAAAACUUCCCUGAAUAUCCUACUAAGUACCAAUUCAUAAGCUACCUUGAAUCUUAUGCAAAAAAUUUCGAGAUCAACCCACGAUUUAAUGAGUCGGUCCACACUGCUAAGUAUGAUGAAACUUGUGGCUUGUGGAGGGUAAAGACAGUGUCUAAAAAUGGUUCAAUCACUGAAUAUAUAUGCAGGUGGCUUGUGGUGGCUACAGGAGAGAAUGCAGAAAAGGUGGUGCCCGAAUUCGAAGGGUUGCAAGAUUUUGGUGGACAUGUUAUGCAUGCUUGUGACUAUAAAACAGGGGAAACUUAUGAAGGGAAGAAUGUGUUAGUUGUUGGCUGUGGGAACUCAGGCAUGGAAGUUUCACUUGAUCUUUGCCAUCAUAAUGCAAGUCCAUCCAUGGUUGUCCGAAGCUCGGUUCAUGUUUUACCAAGGGAAAUUCUUGGAAAAUCGACGUUUGAGUUAGGAGUUUCGAUGAUGAAAUGGCUACCAAUUGAGAUGGUUGACAAGAUAUUGCUAGUUGCAGCAAGGUUACUUCUUGGAAAUAUAGAAAAGUAUGGUUUAAAAAAGCCAACCAUAGGACCUUUACAGCUCAAGAACACGGAAGGGAAGACUCCUGUCUUAGACAUAGGUGCAUUACAAAAGAUUAGAUCUGGAGAUAUAAAGAUAGUUCCUGGAAUCAAGAAAUUUUCUCAAGGAAAAGUAGAAUUUGUUAAUGGGGAAAUUCUUGAAAUUGAUUCUGUCAUCUUGGCAACAGGAUAUUGCAGCAAUGUUCCUUCCUGGUUAAAGGAAAAUGAAUUUUUUUCAAGGGAGGGAUUUCCAAAAAGCCCAUUUCCAAAUGGAUGGAAAGGAAAAGCUGGUCUAUAUGCAGUUGGAUUCACAAGAAAAGGACUCUCUGGUGCAUCUUUGGAUGCAAUUAAAGUAUCACAACAUAUUGGCAAAAUAUGGAAAGAAGAAAUUAAGCAGAAAAAUCAAUCUGUUGCUGUUGCAAGUCAUAGAAGAAGCAAGUUACCUUUCUAAUGCCAAGCUAAUAUGAUAAUUUUUUUUUUUAAAUUUUUACCUUUUCUUCCUGUAAUUUUACUUGCCAAGUAACAA